AUGAUAAACUUUGAAACUUUUCUGUUAUUAAAUGAUGAAAUAUUAAAACCGUACUCUUUUUUUGAAAAAGUUUUGACAUAUUAUAUUUUAAAGAGACUAGUUAAAUAUUUAUUGGUUAAAUAUUCGAAAAAUUAUACAAUAGAAAUUUGCUCAUGUAAUGAAUUAAAUGUAAAUAACCUAUUUUAUUCAAAAUAUAUAAAUUUUUAUAAAUUGCAAAAUGAUAGACGGCUUUUAAACUUCUUUAGAAUUAUAUUAAAAGAGAAGAAAACAGAUUUUAAAAUGCACUAUAAUAAACAUGAUAUAUACAUAGAUAAUCAUUCAAAUAAAUGGAACAAUAACAUUUUAAAAAUAUUAUAUUUUUACUAUAAUCAAUUAAAAAAUAAAAACAAAUUAAAGUGUUAUGGAAAUUUUUUUUUAUCUUUUUCUACAUUUAUAAUAAGUCUGUUACAUUAUGAGAAUAAUGUUAUUAAAAAGAAAGACAAAAUAUUAUUUUUAUUUUUAUUUUUAUUAUUUUUUACAACAAAUUCACCUAUGAAAAAGAGGAACUUAAAAAGGUUUUUCAAUAAAAAAAAAAAAAAUACAUUCUUUAGCGAUUAUAAAGAGUUAUAUAAUAUAGUAUAUACACAUUUUAAUAAAGUUAAAAUUAAAGAUGUACAAAAAUUAUUUAAGAAUCAUUUAUUCCAUAUACAUAUUUUUAAUGAAAAUGUUAACGAAGAAAAAAAGAGUGAAAAAAAAAAAAAAGUUUUAAUCUUAUGCAAAAAGACCUUAUUUUAUCUUAAUGAAAUAUGUGCGAAUUAUAUAAAAUUAUUGAAUCAGAAUUAUAAUAUAUCUAAUUUAAAAGAUAAAGAACAAUUAUUAAAAAGUUUCUGCCUUCUUAAAUCAUAUGAUAAUAAAUAUCAUAUUUUUUCAUUAUAUAAUAAUACUAUAAUGAAUAGGAAAAAAAAUAAUUUUUGUCAUUUACAUGUUUUAUUAAAAAAUAUAUACAAAAAUAAACUCAUUUCAAAAGAAAAUAUGAAAAAAAUUAUUUAUUUUUUAAGGAAGAAAAUUGUUUGUACUUUUUAUUUUAAGAAAUAUUUAAAACUUUUUUAUUACAAAUUUCUUUUUAAAUAUAAAAAAUUAAGAAAUAAUCACUAUGUCAUUAAAUAUAAGAAUAUGAAAAAACAUCAAAAAGAAAAUAAAAGAUUAUUGAUUAGUGAAAUUAAUUUUAUUGAGGAAAAAAAAAAAAGUUCUUUCACUUUAAUUUGUGCAUAUAUCUGUCUUAUAAAUAAUAAUAAUUAUUAUAAUUUAUAUUAUUUUUUUAUUUAUCUAUUAAAAAAAAAUAAAAGUAUAAGUUUUCAUGAACAAAUAAAUUACUUCAUUAAUGAGAUCGCAAAAAUAGAUGCAAAAUGCCAGUAUAUAUGGAAUAUGAAAAAUAUGUUUUUUUAUUUUUAUGUUCAAAUGUAUCUAAAGGAAAAUCUAAAUAUUAUAAAAAAAGGUAAGAGUAAAAGAAAUCUUUCAAAUGUUUUUUUAUUUUUUCUUAGAAUAAUUAUUAAUUCAAAUAAGUACAAAAUAUAUAAGAAAAAAAAGAAAUUAAUAUUUACAAAAAGCAUAAUUAAGACAGACAUAUAUAAUAAAAAAAGGAGUUUUAAAAAAUAUAUAAUUCAAAAAUUAUACAAUAAUAAAAAUACAAUUAAUUCAUGGGAUUUUAGAUAUAAUUCUAUUUACUACAAAAAUAAAAAAAAGCAUAAAUGUGUUAUUAUGAAAAAUUUUUUAAAAUAUUUACGUAAGAAUUUUGAUUUUUUCUUUAAAAUUUUAGAAUGUAAAUCUUACAAUUAUAUGGCUACAUCUCAUAUUUUUAUAUUAUAUAAUUUUCUAUUCUUUUUUUGUUUAAAAAAAAAAAAAAAAAAAAACGGUUGUAAUUUCAAGAUUUAUUCAAUAAAAAAUAUUCUUUAUAAAAAUUAUAGAAUUAUUUUACACAAUAAUAUUUAUUAUUAUGCUUUUCAUAAUUUAUUUCUUAUGCUUUACAUUCAAAAAAUAUAUCAUUUCUUAAUUCAAUAUUUAAAUAAUUUUUUUUUUGUAAUUUUUAAAAAAAAUAUAUACACUUAUAAUUUUAAUUCAUUAAUUAUUCAGAAAUCAUAUAAACAAUAUAAAAAUCCAUUUAACGAUAAAUUUUAUAGAAACAAUUAUUAUAGUUAUGAUAAUAUUUAUAAAAUUGAUAAUACAUAUAAUAAUAAAUCUUCGUGUUGCUAUAAAUUUAAUAGUUCUUAUAAAAAGAAAAAUAAUAGUGAUAUUUCAAAAGUUGAUAUAUACAAUAAUUUUUAUUAUAACAUUAACAACAUAAAUAAUAUAUAUUAUAAUACUAUUUGUAAUAAUUAUAACAAUUAUAAUUCCAAAAAUAAUUUAAGUAAGUUAAUUAUAGAUAGAAAUCAACUUAAUCAAAUAAAUAAGAAUCAUUCUUUGAAUGCAAUUGUAAGAAGUAAUUUUAUAUAUAUCAAUAAUACAUAUUUAGAAUUUUAUAUAUUUCCAAGAAAAAAAUAUUGUAGAGUAGGUAGUAACAUUAACAUUUAUUUUUUGUAUGAAAGAAUAAAGUAUUUUUUAAUAAAUUACAAAACUAAUUUAAAAGACAUGAUAAAAUUUCUUCGUAAAUUUUAUAAAGAAAAUUAUUAUCUAAGUUUUUAUACAAAUACUUUAAGGAAUAUUUUUUAUUGCAUAUGUAAUUGCAAUUCUUUUUUUUAUGAGUUAUUUUAUAAUUUAAUUAUACCUCUUUUAUUUCAAAAAAAUUACUCUAAUACAAAAAAAAAAAAAAAAACAGUAAUAGCUCUACUUCAUGAUUUCGAUUGCUAUUUUAUGAAAGAAUUAAAAUUUUUGAAAAAGCAUUACACGUUAAUCAAGAUUAAGUAUGAAGAAAAAUAUAGACAAAUGAAAAUAAAUAAUAAAUUUCUAAGAAUAUAUUCGAAUUAUAAUAAAACAUAUUCUAAAAGUAUAAAGAAUAAUAAAAAGUGGAUUACUAAUAAUUUUCAUAUUUUUUCUAUUAAUAGAGAUCUUUGUGUAUAUAAUAUGUUAAUUUCAUUCAAUAAAUUAAAGAACAAAAAAACAAAAAACGAAUAUCAAAAUUUUUCUUUAAGAAAUUAUUAUUUCAUAUUUUUUAAAUGUGUAAUUAAUUUAAUUCAUGAAUAUUCUAUAUAUGUGUAUCAUAUCCUAAAAAAGAGUUUCUAUACUGAAAAAAAUAUACCAACUUAUUUUAAUAAACAUUAUAUUAAUAAUUUAGAUAAUAAUUUUAAUAAAAUUAAUACUAAUUUCAUAGUGAAUAAAGUAAAAAAUGAUUUAAAUUAUACAAAAUAUAAUAAUCCAAAAAAUAGAAUAAUAAAAAAAAAUAUAAAUGAUAAUAAUAAAUGUAACGUAGUAAAGGAUAAUGACAUAUACAAUAGCAACAUAAACAAUAGUAAAAAUUAUAAGGAUAAGGAGGUUACUUAUUUUUAUCUCAACUUAAAAGAAAAUUUAAAUUUUUUAUAUAAAAUAUACAAAGAUAUUUUUCAUUUUUUUGAGGUAUUUAAAAAAAAUAAUUUUAUAUUAUUCUAUGUUUUAAAAAAAUUAGUUCUUUCAUCAAAAAAAAUUAAAAAAAAAAUAUUUUUUUUAAAAUCCUUUUUUUCCAUUAAUUUUCUUAUGUUUUUGUGUGAACAUACAUAUAUAUUUUAUAUACUUAAAGAAAUAUAUAAAAUUCUAAGAAUUAUAUUUAGCAAAAAAUUUUAUAUAUCGAAUUAA
Messenger RNA from Plasmodium relictum, 3741 nucleotides. Its product is annotated as conserved Plasmodium membrane protein, unknown function. Lineage: Eukaryota; Apicomplexa; Aconoidasida; Haemosporida; Plasmodiidae. The coding region runs from base 1 to 3741 and encodes 1246 amino acids. The transcript has a single exon. The record is from RefSeq and is a predicted model, not a curated record.